AGUAGGAAUAAAACAACGUAAAAUGAUCCCACCACCAGUUUCAUUGUUUUGUAUAGCAAUGUAUGUUUAUUCUAAAUCUUUGGAUAGCACAUUAUUUACGAAAAUUGAGAGAACGACGUCAAAUUCAAGUGAAUUGAAAGAGGAAUAUGUAAAUUUUCAAAUUAGUAAAAGAGUCCAAAAGGAAAAUAGAAUAUUUGUAAAUAUUGCUGCUCAAUCAUUGAAGGAGAUGACAUUUUCUCUAAGAAGAACAAUUGGCGAAAGUCAAACGUCAGUUUUGAACGAUCGAUGGACUGAUUUUAUUAACUCGAAGAGAGAAUUUGACGUAGAAAUUGAAGAACAUAAUUGCUCAACUAGUACAGACAUUUGCGACGUUCAAUCUCAAAUCAGCUAUGUUCUAUAUCCAGAUAAAAAGAAUCACUUGAUUAAUAAGCCAAUAAUAAUAGAUUCGUACACUGAGGAAUCUGCGGAAUCAUUGGACGAAUGGUUGAAUAUUUUAAUGAGUAAUCGUUUAAAGAUCAUUGUAUUUAUUGAUUCUGUUGAAGAUUUCAAUGUUUUUCGUUCAGUAAGUGAAGCUAAAACGUUAUCAGUUACAUCCGACUACUCUUCCAGUCUACAAUUUGAAUAUUUAAAUAGUCUUCAGUAUAGUAUUUAUGGGAUUAUUUAUUCAGGAGCAACGAUUGGCCGACAAAUAAGAAGUGAAUAUCUACCGUACGAAACGGAUGUUGAUUACGUAAUGUACUGUUGGGGUGUUGGUGAAAUAUGGAUUUCGUCUAAAAUUCUAUUUAUUAUUUAA
Dimorphilus gyrociliatus is the source of this 793-nucleotide messenger RNA. The record is from the annotation of a GenBank genome assembly. NCBI's taxonomy places the organism in Eukaryota, Metazoa, Annelida, Polychaeta, Dinophilidae.